Molecule: messenger RNA, 4972 nt
Organism: Hypanus sabinus (Atlantic stingray)
Lineage: Eukaryota; Metazoa; Chordata; Chondrichthyes; Myliobatiformes; Dasyatidae
Product: SURP and G-patch domain-containing protein 2-like
Exons: 10
Coding region: 16-3180 (1054 amino acids)
Biological process (GO): RNA processing
Cellular component (GO): nucleoplasm
Molecular function (GO): RNA binding
Source: RefSeq, a predicted model, not a curated record
ACUGCGAUACUUCCGAUGGUAACGGAAGUGACGUCAACAUCAGCAAUGGAGGAGAGGUUUUGUCCAGAAAUGCACAACUAUGCACCAAGGCGAUAUCCCAGGGAAUCUUAUGAAGAAAAUUCACAGUAUGAUGAGCUGGCAUACGAUUACUAUGAAUCUCCGUCUCACAGGUCGGAGAGAUGGAGGAAUGUGUCCAAUCAGGCUGAUAUGCAUUCCGAAAGCAACAGAAGAUAUUACGAUGAUGCUACUUACACUUCUUCAUCCAGAGACGAUUUCUUGGAUCAUGAGGAUAGAGGUGAUCGCCAUUCACAGUACAACGAUUUGAGGAAUCCCACUGACACCAGUGGGGAUGCAGGAUUGUUUGGCAGGCCAGCAAAUUCAAGUGACAGUGAUGCCAGGAGAGGAUAUGGGAUUUACCAGAGAUCAGUGAGCCCUGCUGAGUCUAGAGAUCGACCGGAAUCAUACAGAAGCCCAAGUAAUUGGCAGUCUCAGAGUUCAGUUGAUGACUCGAGAGAUUACCAAUUCUACAGGAGAUCCCAAAGUCCUGAUGGCAGAGAUAGUCAUGGUUCAUAUAAUAGAUCCCAAAAUCCUGUUGCUAAGUCAGGGCAUUUAGAAUCACGCAGGCGAUCCUGGAGCCCUGGCCAUAAGACUGGGGAUCAGGGAUCAAACCCCCCAUCGGGAAGUCCCGUGAAGGCACCUGAUGCAGAGUUAUACAAAUUAUUAAGUAAUGUUAUUGAUAAUGCUCGGCGUAUGAAAGCUAGUAAAAAUGACCCCUCUCACACAUCUUGGAGCAACUCAUCUAGGGAUUCCCCUCAAAGGGAUUCUUCUGCUUACCAGACCGACGCACCUACACUUGGGUUCCAUGGAGAUGAGGAUUAUACACCUCAUUUGAAUCAGCAGAGUUAUAGUCACAAAAGCACGGAUGUUUCCAAAAGAAGUCGUUCUUUACAUGGUCCUCCUAAAGGUACAAGAGCACCUUUGCUUAAGCGUCCCAAGGUUCCAGCACGACGUGGCCUUCUAGGGAGAGCCCCUGGCCUUCUUGGGACUGCACCUGGUCUUCUAGGGGUCGCACCUGGCCUUCUAGGGAUAGCUCCCGGGCUCCUGGGAGUUGCCCCUGGGAUUCCAGGAACAUCGCCUGCCUUACUAGGGUCAGGCCCUGGCCUUUUGGGGACAGCCCCUGCUGGUUUAGCAGGGUCGUCCAUAUCCAAUGCGCCAGUGGCCACCUACAGAAAUGUAUCCUCCGAUUCUUCUCAUUUGCAGUCACUGGGGAAUAUAUCUACCACUACAGGUAAUCAAAUGGAUCUGGAGCAACAAAUAAUAAAGUGGGCUGGUUUUCAGAGUGUUGACCAUUCUGUUAAAAAAAAGUUUGAUUCCAAUACAGAUACUUACUCUAAGGUAGUCUUAGCUUUCCGCUGCUUGAUGUCGCAACAGCAUCAGGAUAUCUGUCAGUCAUCAUCAGCAGCACAUCUGGGCCUCACAUGCCCUGUGAUAGAUAAUUCUUUUGUGUCUCUGCUGAGAAGGAAGAAUAUCAUUACAUGCAGGAAAGCGCUGGAUGAUCUUGUACAACAUGAAGAUCCGCUUUUGCAAGAGAUUCAGAAUAGACUGCUGGAAUGUGUAGGUCCCCUGUUUGUAGCAACCAAUAACCAUGAAUUGAGCUCCAAGGUGCAAAGUUCACAAUCCGCUAACGAACUUGCCAGUGUACUUGAGCAGGUGAUCACGGCAUGCCGCCAAACAAUGGUAUUUGUUGGGCAAACAUUUGCGUUUGUCAGCCAAGAAAGAAGGAAGAAUCUGUUGAACAAAACCGGACUUGCAUCAGUAGCUCCAAGCUAUGAAUAUUUCACAAAUCUGGAAAACAAUGAGCUGUUUGGGAACAAAUACACAAAUGAGCUGAAGAGCCGAGUGGAGCAUGUCUACCUUACUCCAGUACAUAGCCAGGUUUCUAGUUCCAAUAAGUUCAUGGUCAAAGAGGAACAAUCGUCAAAUGAUGCAGCAAUCAAGCCUUCAAAAAUCUCCCAUUUGUCAGAUGCCAAAUCUGGCACAAAGACAGAUGUAGGUUCUUUGGCGCCAGAUGACAACAGUAGAUGCAAGACGGAUAAAGAUUCAGCGUCCACUGAUGGCAAUGGCAAGAGUGCGGCAGAGGACGCGGCAUCAGCUGACGAAGAAGGCAUCUGUCCUCCAGACGACCCACAAGUCAAGAAUAUUAUUGAUAAGCUGGCAAUGUUCGUAGCUAACAAGGGUGAGGCAGCAGAGAAAGCAGUCAUGCAGUACAAGAAAGAGGACCCCAAUUAUAGUUUUCUACAUGAUACAGAAAGCAAUGGGUUCAAAUAUUACAAGCAAAAAUUGGCACAAUUUUCUACUGAAAAAGUUUCUGAGUCAAACCAAGGUGAAUCAGAGUGUAAAACGUCAUUGGAAGGAAUGAAUGAAUUGGAAGCAAAUCCAGAGGAUUCGCAACCAAAGAUCCUCAUGCAAGCUGAGACUGCAUCAUCUUGUCCAUCUGAAGAAAAAGAUGAUUCUCUCAGUGAUGCAAAGACAAAAAGCACUGCAGAGAAACUAGCCAAGUUUGUUGCUGAAUGUGGUCCAGAGCUGGAAGAGAUUGCCAUUGAAAACAACCGGGAUAAUCCAAUGUUCUGGUUUCUCUAUGAUGAGAAUAGCUCAUACUUCAAAUAUUAUAAAGAGAAAGUGAAGGAGUACAGUGCGAUAGAGAAAUCAGAAUCUUCCACAGAUCCUGCAAUAGAAGCGGGAUCUUCUGGCCAUUCUGCCCUGCGCACCAAAAAGAGGAAAGGACUAACGUUGAAAGUGGGCAUGCUACCACCUAAGAAAGUGCGCCCAAGAGCUGCCCCUUCACCAGUUCGAGAGUUGAAGAGAAUUGGUUAUGACAAGCCAACAUACAAACCGAAGAAAAAGCCGAAAACAGAGGAUAUAAAUUACACCAAAAACAAACUGGCAACGGACAACCUUGGGUACCAGAUGCUACAGAAGAUGGGCUGGAAGGAUGGAGAGGGACUGGGCUCAGAUAAGCAGGGCAUCAGAGAUCCUGUAAACAGGGGUGUGACAUCAUCAGACAGGUCUGGCCUGGGAGUCAGUGGACCUGCAGAGGGCGAUGAUGGGGAUAACGAAUUUGCAACUUUUCGCAAACGGAUGAUGAUGGCGUUCAGAACCAAACUGCUGUCAAAAUCCUAGGUUAAUGUUGGGCUAGUGAUGUUGGAGUUGCGGGAAAGUGGAGAUGGUCUUCAUAGCACAGGUUGAAAGGGUUGGAGACCACAUAAAAAAUGGAAAAUAAAAGACCUGAAAAUCCAGAAUGUUUAUAAUAACAACUAUCCAGACAAGGACCGUACUGGAGCCCAUUAUACCUGAUGAAUCACUGUACCUGGUAACUUGCUAUACACAGUAACCUGGUAAUUCACUAUAUUUAGUAACCUGGAGACUUAUUGUAUAUGGUAACCUGGCAACUCACUAUACUUAGUAUCCUGGAGACUUGCUGUUCAUGGUAACUAGGAAACACUUUGUAACCGGGAGCUCAGAGUACACAGUAGCCUGGUAACUCACUGUAUCUCGUAAUCUAGUAGCUCACCUGAUAACUUGCUAUUCCCGUUGACUUGGUGUACGUGGAAUUCACUGUGCCUGGAAACCUCGUAACGGUGUAUGUGGUAAUCUGGUAAUACAGUAUACCUGGCAACCCACCAUGUGACAAGAGUGCUCCAAUUGGAUAAUUUAGGAUAUCCAAUGUGUCUGGAUCCAUAUGUUGUUGGUAAUUCUGGUUGGAUCCAGGUGUAUACACUUGAUCCCUUUGAUGUCAGAGGAUGGACUAUUAUAGGAGAUCUAUAAUGCACUUGUUUCAUUUUCUAAAUUUUUUAAAACAUGUCUUCAAGAAUUCUCUUAUUUGGAUAUCAAUGUUUCUCAUAAUGAAUGGACUAGGCUGUACCUUUUCCUAUUCCUACUGCCCAGUGUUAGCUUUUCCUCCCUGCAACCCAUAUUUAGGUAACAAUCUUGGCUUCACUUCUGCACACUUUGGCCUGAGGUAAGUAUCUGAGUUGGACGCAACAAAGUUCUCGGUUAGGUAUUGCCAGUUACUGGUACAGAGCUAUUGACCAUUCAAUUAUUGGGUGCAGCAGGCACACAAAAUAUCAUUGCAUCAGUGUAACUAAACAAGUGUUAAUCUAGCAAUGGCUGCCUUCACUUACUUUUGUUGGAGGGAGGGACUUUACACCUUUGCAGGAGAAAACGAAGUGAUGCACAUGGAGGAGAAAAUGAUAGUGUUUAUCACAGCCAGGCCAAGGUGCAGGGUCUGCGUGAGGUUGAUGCUGCACACUGGGGACAGUUUGUAGUGAAACCAUUUAUGAAACACGUUUGCAGCCUUGCUACUAAUGGUAACUUUGUCCUACACAAUUUUGACCAAACCCCAGGAGCUUGUACUUCAAACCCCACUUGUCCCAUCUCUAAUCCCAAGUGCACAAAUCAUGCAGCAACUGAGGUAAACAUUGACAAAGGUAUUAAAGCAUGAGAUUGCAUGGCCCCAGUCUCUGUGGGAUGGAGGAGAGGAAGGGACGUUUUGCAUAAGCAUAUGUGAGCAAGUGAAAAACAAGUCAAUAGCAGUACCCUGAAUUUGGAACAAUAGCCUAAUAGAGAGGAACACCCUCAUAAUGGUAAAUCUCUUAGAGCUUUGAGUUGCAGUAUUGUACUGAAAGUGCUUGUUCAGACUCCUGUGCCGUUUCUUUACUUAGCUUUACCAUUGUGUUGUGUUAUUUAUCAGUAGUAGAGUAUUGUGGUGUUGCUUCACUUAACUCGAUCACCGUGCAUGGAGCACAUGGAGUGGUGAUGUAACUCACCCCUGACCUUGCCUUCCCUGCAGGUGCCACCUGCAAGCCAUCAUCUUUGAUAGUGAACGAGUUGGAAAGAGUGACAGUUUCUAACAUGUGAAAUUUAUAAUCUGGAUAUACUGUACAAAAAUAAAAUUAAAGCAAAUGUGCACAAA